GCAUCCUCCAUCAUGAAGAGGACACCGCCACCGCAGCCGAAAGUGGAGAGUCGCAGGAGUCGUCGUCCGAGCGCGAGUCUGCAAUUUGGGAUCACCGAAGAAGGAGAUUUCCCGAGGUUAUCGUCGACACGGGUCGGGAUGCAGGAAAUGCGGCGGUAAACGCCGCAAAGAGCCCCAUUGACACCUUGAAGGAUGGAUACAACGCUGCUAAAGACAAGGCUGAAUGGUUGAAGAACAACGCAAUCUCGACUGUGGAACAGGCCGUCGCGAUUCUGAGCCAAGGGUUCUCAGACUUUGGGGCCAGCUGCCCCCACAGUUCUGCGCCUUCGAUCAGAACAUUCAACCGUUAUGAGCUUAAAAUCUUCUUUGGGGAUCUCCGCUGCAAGAUCAGCCUGAUGGGGCAGUCGACCCCCUUGUUCGGACUCAACUUCGGCGAGCACAGAAUUGGAUUGCCGAGCCAGUUUAAAAUUCUCUGGCACGUGGGAUGGGAGCUGGUGGACAGCUGCAGGGGAACCCACAACCACAUCGAGGUGACCAAGUGCCUUGCCAGAUCGCUUGCAAAGUUCAGUCCUCCAUUGGAUUUGCUUCCGUCGCAGAUGCGGAUACUUUAUCACCUAGGGUGGGAGCUGCAGAACACCUGCCACACCCACAACCACAAAGAGGUGACCAAGUGCCUUGCCAGAUCGCUUGCCAAGUUCAGUCCACCAGUGGACUUCCUGCCCGACCCGUUGAAGAAAGUUGCUAAUGGCCAAGUCUUGGAUCUUCUGCCUCAUCAACUGAAGAAAGUUGCCAAUGGCAAUAUCCAGGAUCUCCUGCCUAACCCGUUGAAGACAAUUGCCAAUGGCAAUAUCCAGGAUCUCCUGCCUAACCCGUUGAAGACAAUUGCCGAUGGCAACAUCAUGCAGCUCAUACCUGCAAUGCAA
Molecule: messenger RNA, 923 nt
Organism: Symbiodinium sp. CCMP2456
Lineage: Eukaryota; Dinophyceae; Suessiales; Symbiodiniaceae
Source: the annotation of a GenBank genome assembly